This is a messenger RNA of Solanum stenotomum, 540 nucleotides long. RefSeq lists its product as uncharacterized. NCBI's taxonomy places the organism in Eukaryota, Viridiplantae, Streptophyta, Magnoliopsida, Solanales, Solanaceae. The transcript has 2 exons. The record is from RefSeq and is a predicted model, not a curated record. Bases 28 to 540 code for a protein of 170 amino acids.
UAUAAUUCCGAUCUACUCUUCCGGGGGAUGGAAGACAGGACGGGAAUUUGGGGUUUCAUUACUUCCGACAAAGAAAAGGUGAAGUAUGUCUGUCAUUGCAUUGGUGAUGGUGAAGGUCGUGCCAAAAUCGUUCAUUUCACUGCAAAAUUCGUCAAAAAUGCUUCAUUUUAUGCCUUCAAAGAAGCAGCCAACAUAUUAAUUCCUGGUGGAAAGGAAAUCUCCAAAAUUUAUGCUGAUACAAUUCGUGAAAUAGAGACAGAGUCUAAAGAGAAACGAGACAGGUCGUGUGACAACGAAAUAAUUGGAAAUUUGAGUAAGAUAACUAAUGGUACUGGUCCUGUGAUAUUGCUUGAUGGGGCAGAGAAGCUGGAAAGUAUAAGGGAGCUUAAAUUGGGUUCCGAAAACAGAGAUCAAGUUGAUUCAUUUGCUUAUCAAACACCUGAGGAUGUCCUGAGAUUCUUUAUGAUGAUGGAAUUUAUGGGCAUUCGUUAUCUGGAUAGUUUGUUGGUUCAUGAUAAUCGUCAAUUGAAGAAAGUGUAG